UCAUUAAUAGCAUAAAAAGAAAAAGGAAAAAUGAAAAAAUGGGCGGGGCAUGCCUCGCUAAAUAAAGACAGUGGUCACAGUGCAUUUGGUAAAUAAAUAAUGUCUACUGUUUUGGAGGAAGAACUACAUCAACAAGUGCCAUCCAAACUGCUCCACCUGCAAGCGUAGGACAAACAGCACCCAAAGGGCGAGGCAGACACAGUGAAGGGAAUGGAAACUACAGCAAGAAAAGGGAUAACAAGGCCUCCACUUAAUUUCCUAUCCAUUUUGAAUGAAGCAGGGAUUAAAAUUGACACGUCUUGUCCGGACAAGCUGUGUGAUCAACUCUAUGCUGGAAUUUUCUUGAAGCCCAAAUUAUUGAAAUAUUUUGUCGACAAGAAGUUAAAUAAGAAUUGCUUCAUGUUGUUUGCCAGAGAACUUACUAUAGAUUGGGGUGAUAAUUCUGAAUAUUGGAAAUGGACCUAUGACAAAGAUGCAAGUGGUGAAGACAUUGAAGUGGCUGAGCUAUUAAAAAUAUGUUGGUUAAAAAUUACAGGGAUGAUUUGGACGGUUAAUCUCUCACCAGGAACUUUGUAUGAAAUUAUAUUUGUUGUAAAGGUCAAAGAAGGCAGCAACUUAUCGAAUUUCUCGCUGAACCUUACUAUCAUUCCCCAACAUUUAGAACAGAUAAUACGCCAUCACAGUUUGAAAGAAGACGCUUUAGGAAAUUGGAUUGAAAUUCAGGUGGGUGAGUUUAAAAUGUCACCAGAAAUGGUUGGAAACAUGAUAUUCCAUCUAGACGAAAGAACUCCGGAAUGGAAGCACGGUCUUCUUGUAAAAUGUGCUAUCAUUCGACCGAAGAACUAGUUGCUACUUGGUAAGUAAUCAUUAUCCAUGUGUCGAACACGAGCAAAUUGUAGCCGUACAUGUAAUCAAUAAUAAAAAAAAAAUAUAUAUUUGUAGAAUGCUUAAGGUGUUGUUUGGAUG
Quercus robur (English oak) is the source of this 966-nucleotide messenger RNA. RefSeq names its product protein PHLOEM PROTEIN 2-LIKE A1-like. Bases 211 to 846 code for a protein of 211 amino acids. The record is from RefSeq and is a predicted model, not a curated record. The transcript has 4 exons. NCBI's taxonomy places the organism in Eukaryota, Viridiplantae, Streptophyta, Magnoliopsida, Fagales, Fagaceae.